AUGUCUCAUUUAGAAAGUGCCCUACACAACAUCAUAACUCAAGCGACGCAAGAUUACAAGGAUAUUGCCACAAAUGAUCCUGUGGUGCAGAGCUCGGAUGAUAACACUGCUAAAGGGGAUCAUUUGGAUCGUAUCCUGAGAGCGCAACAGUUGGAGAAGAAGGAAUUGUGGGAUAAGCUUUACCAGCUCGAGAAUAGUCGUAUUCAGGAUCAAGCAAAUGCAGUGUUCAAUAGUAAAUCAGAGGCGGUAACCUCGACAGCACGCAAACAACUGCAAGCGCUCAUGUAUGAGCAUCGAGAGAUCAACAACCUUGUAGCUUCAGAGAUGGCCAAUCUAGACACACUGGAGCAACCCUCAGACGAUAUAUUGGAAAUUGAGUUUAGAGAGGAUGUGGACAGACAGAUCAAACAGUAUGCAAGCCUGAAUCAGUUUGCUAAAAGACAGCUGGACCAUCUCACUAGUACAUUGCGCGAGGAGAAGAAGGUCUUGUCCGAAUGUGAAGAUGUCUAUGCUGCGCUCAAGGAGAAGGAAAGAGAGCUGGCCCAAGAGGCCUAUGUGCAGUCUUAUCCCGAUCAAUUACGCAGAGAACAAGCAGAAUGGGAUUCACAGUACAAGCAAGAUACACACGAUUUGAUUGAUUUCCUAGACGAGUUCUAUCCACCUCAUGCGGUUGAUAAUGCAGGCGUGAUGGGAGAGCAAUGCGAGUUAAAGGAGCUUUUGGAGGAACUCAUGAAUCAAGCGGUGGAUUCACCCGACAAUCCAUACAUCAAACUCGUGCCUGGCACAUAUUGGUCCCCCUAUAUCCAAACACUUGUCAAAGGUGGUGUUGUAAAAUACCAUCCUACAGACUCUUCAUUCAUCCGAGUAAAUGAUUUUACAUACUAG
Mucor velutinosus is the source of this 885-nucleotide messenger RNA. RefSeq lists its product as uncharacterized. The transcript is spliced from 3 exons. Gene Ontology annotation, cellular component: nucleus. The record is from RefSeq and is a predicted model, not a curated record. Bases 1 to 885 code for a protein of 294 amino acids. NCBI's taxonomy places the organism in Eukaryota, Fungi, Mucoromycota, Mucoromycetes, Mucorales, Mucoraceae. Gene Ontology annotation, biological process: mitotic sister chromatid segregation; kinetochore assembly.